AUGAAAUUGUUUAAAAUAGCUUUGCUUGCAACGCUAAUGCAAAUAAUUAAAACCGAUAAUCAAGAAGAUAUGAAUGAGAAAACAAUGAACGAAAAUUUAACACUUUUGGAUGAUUGUGAAGAAAUAAUGGAACUGGAUGAAUCAGUAGAGCAGCAGAUAGUACCUGAAAUAUUAGCGGUGAAAACUUCUCGAAAUACAGAAAAUUCUCGAAAUACAAAAAUUUCUCGAAAUACAGAAAAUUCAUCUGUAAUCAAUGACAAAUUCUUCGAUACGAAAACAUCGAAUGAUGAAUUCAUUAAACCUUUCACUUCGUCACAAUCACAAACAAAUGAAAUGGAUAAAAUGAAUAAUUCUACUACAGCUAAUAUCAUAUCAUUAACAGUAAAUGAUAUAAUGAAUGCUUCACUUAAUUCAAAAAUUGAUAAAACAUUUGAAAUACAAUUAUCAGUGGAUAAAAAUGAUAAUAGAAAUGAAACAGACAUAUCAAUGAUCGAUUCGAUAUAUCUAACUGAGGAAGAAAGCAUAACUUUUUGUCAAAAAACACUUACUUGUGAGGAAAAAUUGAAAUGGCAUGAAUUGAUGUGUCAACGAAAAUAUGCAUAUCCAAAUUUAAUCAUUGAGUCUGAAACGAAACUAUUUGAUAUGUCCGUUCAAUCCGAAUUUAUUAUUAAUUCCGAAGUUGCAAAUGUAAUGGAAUCAGUAUCCAAAGUAUGUUUGAGGCCAAUAACAAGUGAUAUUCUACGACAGCUCUCAAAACUUUUGCGUAAAAUGGAAUUAAAUCGUAAAUUAUGUAUGCGUCAAACUAUUUCCAGUCAGAAUCCACUUCCAAUCAAUAAUAAAAUGAUCUGUGAAAAAAUGGUGACAGAUGACAUUCUCAAUGGGACAAAUGAUGUUGACAAGUGUAAAUUUAAUAAUUUGGAAACACGACAAAAUGCUCUUGACUAUUGCAGAGCUAUAACAGCUCCAAUGCGAAAACAAUGUACAACAUUGAGACAAUGUUGUCCAAAUUAUGCAAGUUGUACAGAACUAAUGUUGGAAAUGAAUACAUCAAAAAAGUAUGAAGAAUUAUUGAAGCAUACAAAACAGAUACAAAGUAAUUGUGAAAAAAAGAUUAUGGCAACAUUACAGUCACUUCAUUCUGCUUUCUUACCUUUUACCUGA
Messenger RNA from Brugia malayi, 1161 nucleotides. RefSeq lists its product as uncharacterized. Bases 1 to 1161 code for a protein of 386 amino acids. The record is from RefSeq and is a predicted model, not a curated record. Lineage: Eukaryota; Metazoa; Nematoda; Chromadorea; Rhabditida; Onchocercidae. The transcript is spliced from 9 exons.